AUGAAAUGCUGUUGAAAUUGUAUCAUUGCAACAUGCAGACAAAAUGCGGAGUAUCUUUGAUGCAGAAAAUUCUCAGCGUGCUUCUGCUGAUUCUUUGUUCUGCAUGGCUUGUUCGGGCACAGGCCCAGCCGUUGAAGGUGGCGUUCUGUGACGGAGAUAGGGCACCUUAUGUUCUUAGAAACGAGACGGGAGGGCUGACGGGGCUGGAUGUCGAAUACUGGAGCGCUCUACUAGAGAACAUGAGGAGACUGGCUGGAGUCUCAAACGUUUCUGAGGACCUUAGGAAUGUUCUCCGUCAACCCCCUGUUGUUACUGUCAUGCCACAGAAAGCUCUUUUACAACAGCUGAAACAACAACUCUAUGACAUUGCUUUUUGUGCUAUACAAGUAGAUUUGGACCUCAGCAAUUUUGUAGAUUUCAGUCUUCCAUAUGCGACCGCAGGGUACCAAGGGGUCGUUAUUAAGCAAGACUCUCCCAUUGACGGAAUGACCGUGCUGCAACAGGCAUUUGGAACAUCAAACGCGUGGGCUCUAUUUUCGUUGCUUUUAUUAGUUAUUCUUUCAAUCAUCUUUGCCCAUUUGAUUUGGAUUGUUGAGAGAAAGGACAAUCCAAAUAUAAACAAAUAUUAUGGACCUGGCGUAUUUGACUCAUGGUGGCUAGGGAUAGUAACAGCCAUGACUGUUGGAUAUGGCGAUAAAGUUCCAGUAACUGUGCAGGGAAAAAUUUUGACCAUCGCUUGGAUGUUUGCUGGGACAUACUGUGUCGGAAUGUUCGGAGCAGCAGUCACUUCGACUUUCGUCAA
Guillardia theta CCMP2712 is the source of this 802-nucleotide messenger RNA. RefSeq lists its product as hypothetical. NCBI's taxonomy places the organism in Eukaryota, Cryptophyceae, Pyrenomonadales, Geminigeraceae. The record is from RefSeq and is a predicted model, not a curated record. Gene Ontology annotation, molecular function: voltage-gated potassium channel activity. The transcript is spliced from 8 exons. Gene Ontology annotation, biological process: potassium ion transmembrane transport. The annotation marks the transcript as partial.